Molecule: messenger RNA, 6041 nt
Organism: Spirometra erinaceieuropaei
Lineage: Eukaryota; Metazoa; Platyhelminthes; Cestoda; Diphyllobothriidea; Diphyllobothriidae
Source: the annotation of a GenBank genome assembly
AUGCCCAACCCUAUUAAUGGACGCCAAGGACUGCUCGUCUGUGCUCGACUACUGCGUCCAUUCGUCAGCAGUCUCAGCAACGUCGCAUCUCCUCCCUCCUCUCCAAUUGGCCUCAGAGACCAUCACAUCAACCACGUGUUUGGUGCCUACGAGGAGGUUCUUUCAAUCAGGAUUCACUAUCUUCGGCAGGGCCUAGGAGCCAAAAAUCUCCUCCUAUUUCCCGGUCCAUUCGGUUCCAUCAGCACUGAUUACAUGGGCUUCCUACAGCGUCUAAACAGAAAUGAGUACGUUCUCUGGGACGGUUUGGUACUGGGUGUUUUGACCAAGUGAUGCAGAUAUAGACCUAGAUAGAGAUGUGGAAUGUCGCACCAGGAUGCACGAUAUAUAACUGGCUCACUAGCCGACGACUACAAUGCGUACGCUGUUGGUAGGUUUGUUUGGUAUGCGUGUGUAUUCGUACACAACAGCCAUUAUGGUGUCUACAAUGCAGGAUGCUGUGACGACGUCUUAAAAUGUAAGUCAUGUUAUUCAUGCAUGCGUGUGGUCUGGAGAGGUGCUCGGAAGUCACGUUUUAAAAUUUUGCCGGCUCGGCACAUCUGAGUGAAUUACUUCCAGGAAUUCACAGCGCAUGCUUAUUGGUAGAUGGACACCAACUAUACAGUUAGUGACCUAACUCAUGAAGUGUGUCGAAAGUUACUAAGGAAUGCCAAUAACUCGCAAACCGACACCAUUUCAUUAGUCCAAUGUCAAUGCUACUUAAGUAGAAGUUUAAAAGAAUUAAAAACAUGAAAGGAAUAGUAAAGGCAGUGUUGCGUUGUUUAGAAAUGCCAAUUUAUUUUGAAAUGCGCAAUAUCCCGAAAACGUGGGAAAUGGCUCAAAUUUACUAAACUUUGUUUUUAGAUGUAUAGAAUGUAUUCGCAUGCCAAAAGCAUAGUAAACAUGAGAGUAGACAUAAAAUAACGUCUAGUAAUAGUGUCUUAAUGAAGUUUACAUCUAAAUAUCGUUUAAUGAGUAGUGUUAUUUCAUAUAUGACGGCUGGUCAACUGCCUACAUUCUGAGUGUAGAUUCCAAAACAGUUUUCCAGUGAUUUGUGUUAUUUUUGACUCGUUUGAAAUUAAUGAGAUGGGGUUCAACAAGAGAAGCUGGAAUUUGCUUGAUUUCACCGAUUGGGUCGUCGUAGGAACAAAAGUUUUCAUAAGGUGGCAUGCCAUGAGGCCGGUCGGUGCCUAGUAAAUUUAAAGAGAUUUGAUAGGCAGGAUCGUAACCAUACCAUUUUGUGUUUAAAGGGGGAAACUUUCUUCCGUUAAAUUAAUUUAUACAUUUCCUUCGUUUUGCAUUACGUUGAGUUGCAGAUCAGCCUCGAAAUAUUGCUGAAUAUUUCAUAAUUUUCAGUGUUUUCCCCCGAUCAUCCAUAAAGACGGAUUCGGAAUUACCUGUCUGUUGAGAACUUUAAAAUAACAUUAUUCUUGAGGGCAUUUACCAAAUGAGUGAGUGUUCGGACGCUCCUUUUCACGAAUAAGGUCGUUUGGGUAACAUGUGAAUACUCAUUCAAACAUCAAACUCCAUUUUCGAGAAAAAUGUCUGUCGACAACGAAAGUCAGCAUCAUUAAGAAAACUUUCCUUAUUAAGUUACCUUUUUAAGAAGCGCUUUAUUACUGCACUCCGUUGACGGAUCUCUGUGUACUUUGCAUUUUUGCACAGAGAGGCCAAGUAAAAAUUUGACACUUUUGGCCGUUUCUUUUGCGUUCCUAGGAAAUACUAAUAUUUUUCUACCGUAGACGUAAGAACAUGCCUUUCUGUAUAGAUUGAGGCCAUUUCCACUGUUUUUGCUCGCUUUUCGUCUAAGUUCUUCGAUUAUGAAUGCACGGCAGAGCGCCCAUAUAAAUACUGAUGAAACUAUUAAUGUUUUGCUCGUUCUAUUUCUGAAUAAAGUAUGCACAGAAGCCGAACAACACGACAAGUAGUGUUUAAUAUGUUCAAAACUGGAAAUGACCGUUCGGCGGUGGUCAUUUAUGUGACAUCAGGAAGAAUUUCCCAAACGGCAAAACAAUUUCAGCCCAUUUAAACGAAGGAAUCCCUAUCUGCGUUAUUACUGUACUUUAGGGCACCCAAUCGCACAGAUCUGCUAAGUUGACAUUUAGGAAUUGAUAAAACUUCUGGUUUUCUUAAAAUAACCGUUGAGUUAGCAGGUUGAUCAUCAUCGGUUAACAUAGGAUAUAAAAUAAAUUUUCAAGUUCGGCUAAUUCUGUUUAUUAAAACUCUCCGGGUACAUUACUAUGCCUUCAAUUAAAAAGUCGCUCAGAUGCGUAACCGGUGUCUAGGACACGUAUUAGCAUAGGAAAUUGCACGCAUACAUUCCAACGUCCAUUUUCGCUAAACUUUACUGAUAUUUUAUUUGAUAUAAUUACGUAAACACAAUUUCUGCACGAGAAAGGGACAUUUCAUUGAAGGAUGUGGAUGAUCGAAGAAAAUGCUCAACGUUGAAGGCGUCCAAAAAUUCUCUCAUCAGUUUCCGUUAUCAGAUUUCAUGAGAUAGGCCACGUACUGUACGAGUGCUCUCCCAUGGGCUAGACGGCACCGUCUCCUCAUCACCGCUAACUGACGUUCAUCUAGAGGGGUUUAGACAGAUUUCCCAGUUUGGCCUCAAUAGACGGCAUCACAACUGGCACAUGGGAUCUUGCAGACAACGUCUUUUCUUUGAAAGGGAAUUAAUUUACCCUCGAGAGUUUUACUAGAGUUGUCACACUUGAAAAGUGAUUUUUUGUCCGAUUCUAGCUAUGGGAAUCAGUUUGCUGUCACACGGGUUAUUUUUAGAGAGCCAAACAUUUUAUCGAUUUUCAAAGGUCAGAUUAGCAGGUCUGUGCGUUUUCGGCCCCUAAAGUGCUUUAAUGAUGCAUAGGGGGAAUCCCUUGUUUAAAAGGGCUGACAUGUUUUGUAAAUUAGUGAACUCUAUGUUUUGACACCAAAAUGACUAUCACCGAAUAGUCAUGUUCAGUUUGGAAGAUAUGAAACAUUGCUCUUCGCACGGUCUAGUUUCUGCACAUGCGUAAUUUAGAAAUGGAACGAGAAAAACAUCAGCAACUUGUUCGUAUUUGUAUGGAUACUCUGUCGUGCAUUCAAAAUCGUAGAACGGAGCCUGAAUGUGAACAAUGGUAACAGAAGUGACCGUAUUAUCAGGCGAAUGACAUGUUCUUACGUUUGAGGUAGAUAAGCAUUAGCAUUCUUUUUUAGCAACGUGAAAUAAAUGGCCAAAUGUGCCAAUUUUUUUGGUCUCACCGUGCAUAUAAUUAAAAUGCACUAACGUCUGUCAAUGGAAUGCAUUAUUCAGGCACUCCCCAAAAGGGUAACUUAGUAGAGAAAGUGUCAUAAGUGAUCGAAAGCAUGUUCUUUGUUAACUUUUGUUGUGAACGCUCAUUUUCAUGAACGACGAGGUUUCAUGGGAAAAACGCCUAAACACUCACUACUUCGGUAAAUGCCUUCAAUAAGUAUUUUAUUUCACAGGUUUCAGUAAACACAUAGUACAGAGUCCCUCUUUAUAAUGCAAUCCAUCGAAAACACUGAAAAUCUCAAGGUAUGCAACAAUGUCUCAAAGCCUAUCUGAAAUUCAGCGUCAUCUAGAACAAACAAGACGUCCGAAUUAGUUUUACGGAAGAAAAGCCCUGGCAGCAUGUGCUCUUAUGAAAACUUUUAUUCCUAUGGCAUCCCCGUUGGCGAAAUCAAGCAAAAUCCUUUUUGUCUUUCUGGACAGCGUCUGAGUAAAUGGAAAAGUGUUUAAAAAACAACGAAUUCUCGGGAAACCCUUUCGGAAUCUAUACUCAGAAUGUCGGCUGUUGGCAACCCGCCAUACCCGACAUUACACUAAUUCUUAAAGGAUAUGUAAAUGUAAAAUUUGCUAAAACACUAUUUUAAAACGUUAUUCUUCUUGUGCUGUUUAAUUUACUCGUUUCUUGUAUGGGCAGCCAUUCGGUACAUAUAAAAAUGGAUUUUACACGAUUGCAACCAUCUUUCACUUUUUCGGAAUUUGCCGCUUUUCUAAAAAAUCUAUAUUUCUAAGCAAUCUACCAUUAUCUUUGAUUAAUAUAGACAUGGGGUCUACGCAUUGGUGUCGGUUUGGGAAUAAUUAGCAGUCUUUCGUAAAUUUCGGCACCUUGCAUCACUUGGGUCACAUAGUUUACACUAUUUUCCCCGUAAAACAUCUUGUCUUCAUCAUACACACACACAUAUGUGUAGAGUAGUCGUACUGUCUGUGAUGAACAAUCACUCCACCUCUCGAAGGCGCAAAUCCGCUUUCGUUGGCGUAGCGAUCUUGUGCCGAGUGGGUGAUCGAAUUUCGCGCCAACUACUUGGAGGCGUGACUGUUAAAUGUUGACCUUGUCAGCACCGGCGCCGGCAAACCAAGCACUGUGAGAGCGAAUCAAUAGCGCCACUGAAGGUCACUCCCGAAGGAGGAUGUGUUUGAAGUUCACCUGAGCAAAAUGCAUCCAUUUGGCCUUCGUGGUGGACACGAGGGAGAGUAUUGAAUGUCGGAGUAGUAGCAUGUUGUACUAAGCGGCUUGUCUGCCCGCUAUGCUUCUGCAAAUAUCCUACUCCACGGACUUAGCCUAUAGAUGGUUACUACAGGACAACCCCUUAGUGUCGUUUGUCCAUUCGUCUAAACUAUACACGCAGAAAUGCCUACUCACAAAGCACUACUGUCCGCCUCUGUCCGCCCUCCCCCCCCCCCUUUAGGUUUACCGCGAUUGGCUUUGAUCCGCCGGGCUGCGGUUUCAGCACUCCCCCCGCACGCGAUUGGAGUGAUCCGGGGAUCCUGCUGCAAGAUGCCCGAGUUGGCGUGAAUUUGAUGCAUCAACUGGGUCAUCUGCCCUUCUCCUGCGUGGGCUGGUCAGAGGGCGCCCAGUCGGCCAUCCGGGCAGCAUCGGAGUUAAAUUUUGACGGUCAGUCACAUUUUGAGUGGCUCAUUCUGCUGCUGGCGCAUCUGCUUAUUUGUUGUUCUAGAAUGCGCAUAUUGUGGACGCUGACAGUGACAGUAUGUCAAAUGGCCCGUUGCCUGGCGUCAUGAUUUGAUGACCUCUACUCCCUACACACACACGCACACAGCGCGCGGUGAAUGAAACGAAACGAGUUCAAAUUUACCUCAGACUGCUGGGAAUACCUGAAAGGACACAUCACGAAGCAGCCCUUUCAGCCUGACCUUCCGUUCUGGGAAGAACCGAGGUACUCCGUCAAGCUAGCACUCCUAGUUCAUCAUGAUAGAUUAAAGUACGCCAAAUUUAUUUUAGUUAGUAAUGCUCCAGUGUCAACGCCGGUUCCUCGGGUUUUACCUAAUCAGCCAGGAUUCCAAAUACCUCCACAAAUUUCCACAUUUUAGGGGAUUUCCCCUGCCUACUGAAUGCCCUCCUGGACAAUUAAUUUUGCCUGAACAUGUGUGCGGAAUGCUGUGAAAUGCUAUCAUUAUUUCGUUUGUGUGUGUGUGAUCAGCUUGCUACUGCCAAGUCUUUUCCAUUUGCCACCGGCUUAUUGUACGCCGAUAUACGAAGGAAGCCUAAUCCAUGCAUUCAGACUCGAUUGAUGGCCUGGUGGUCUGGGACCUGGAGGAAGAAAUUGCCUCGGAGGACGGGUCGGGGAAAGGUGGUCACAUUAUGGGCGGCUCCUCCGGUUCGGUAGACGCCUGGCCAGACAGCCGUCGUCUUCCGUUGCAGGCUGUCUAUGGUAGAGCGUACAUGCGGGAUAGUUGGCCUGCCUACGUUGAGACGAGAGAGAUGCGACGUAUGGGUCCUGCCGAUCUCAGCUGCCUGCCGCAGCGUCUCCUCCGGAUGCCCCUACUGCAUAUUGCAUCACGGCUCUCUAUGGCAGGACAACACCAGGAUGCCAACAGCCAAUCAACUGAAUCGGCUCUCCUCGCCUGUUCGGGCUGCUGUUCAACCCUCUGGCCCGCCAGGUCCGAAGCGGAGCAGAAGGCUAGCUGGCAGCUGCCACACAAGUUGCAUGCUGACUUCUUUCAGUCCUCUGUCGAAAACUUUAUUCUCAAAUCUAUUCAUUAA